This is a messenger RNA of Talaromyces marneffei, 900 nucleotides long. RefSeq lists its product as uncharacterized. The coding region runs from base 1 to 900 and encodes 299 amino acids. Gene Ontology annotation, molecular function: oxidoreductase activity. The transcript has 4 exons. The record is from RefSeq and is a predicted model, not a curated record. Lineage: Eukaryota; Fungi; Ascomycota; Eurotiomycetes; Eurotiales; Trichocomaceae.
AUGACUGACAAAUCUCAAUUUGAACUGGGGCAUCAAAUCCCUGUCCACCACCAGGAGAAGCCAGGAUGGCAGCACAAGAUCCCUGGUCCUAAGCCGGUCUCGGACAUGAUCCCAACGGACGAAGGCGGAUGUCAAUUGUAUAAAGCUGCAGGAAAACUGCAAGGCAAACGUGCUGUGAUUACUGGUGGAGACUCCGGUAUUGGCAGAGCCAUUGCCGUUCUCUACGCAAUGGAAGGAGCCUCGAGUCUUAUCGUCUAUCUCGAGCCUGAAGAGAAAGACGCACAAGAGACGAAACAACAUGUCGAGAAAUAUGGCGCUAAAUGCUACCUUUUCCCCACUGAUCUUCGCAAGAAAGUAAAUUGCAAGGCAGUGAUUGAUAAGGCGGUCGAGCAGCUUGGUGGUAUAGAUAUCUUGGUCAACAAUGCCGCUUUUCAGAACAUGCUGCCAGACAUCAAGGACCUGUCAGAAGAGCAAUGGCUGAAGACCUUCGACACCAAUAUUCAUCCUUACUUCUUUCUGUCCAAAUAUGCAUUGCCGCAUCUCAAACGAGGUUCGACUAUUAUCAAUUGUGCUUCAGUGAACCACUACAUUGGAAGAGGAGAUUUGCUUGACUAUACAUCUACCAAAGGUGCCAUUGUUGCUUUCACAAGAGCAUUGUCUAAUCAGCAAGUCGGUAAAGGUAUCCGGGUCAAUACUGUCUGUCCUGGUCCGAUAUGGACGCCCUUGAUCCCAUCGACAAUGACAACAGAAGCGAUGGAACAGUUCAGCGGUGUCCCUAUGGGUCGUCCAGGGCAGCCCAGCGAGGUGGCCACCUGCUUCGUGUUUUUGGCAAGUGCUGAUAGCAGCUAUAUGUCUGGACAAUCCUUACAUCCCAACGGAGGUGUGGUUGUUGGUAGCUAG